Molecule: messenger RNA, 1086 nt
Organism: Nasonia vitripennis (jewel wasp)
Lineage: Eukaryota; Metazoa; Arthropoda; Insecta; Hymenoptera; Pteromalidae
Gene: SDR
Product: short-chain dehydrogenase/reductase
Exons: 4
Coding region: 111-854 (247 amino acids)
Source: RefSeq, marked validated
CGAGAUCGUUCGAAAGCACAGUUCGCCUCAGCAGCUUCGCCUUCGAAGUUUCUCGCUUAUUCUCGAGCAAAAUUAUUCACGAACUUCAAGUUCUCUCAAUCUCAGGAGCCAUGGACCGUUGGAUCAACAAAGUCGCCCUCGUCACCGGAGCGAGCGGUGGAAUCGGCAGAGCCGUCGCCGAGCUCCUCGUUCACCACGGAAUGAAAGUCGUCGGAAUCGUUCGUCGCGUCGAUAAAAUGAAGGUUCUCGCCGACGAGUGGAAGAACAAGUCGGGAAAGCUUAUCCCGAUACAAUGUGACCUCAGCAACGAGAUGGAAAUAAUUCGAACGAUGGAGUGGAUCGAGAAGAACCUCGGCGUCGUUGAGAUUCUGGUAAAUUGCGCCGCGGUCAACUUGCCAGCGUUGAUCGUCGAGGGAGGCGUCGAGGAUUGGAGAAAGACUAUGGACGUCAACGUUCUUGGAGUGGUCAUUCUGACCCAAGAAAUGCUAAAACAAUUGAAGAAGAAGGGUCUGGACACUGGAAUCAUCGUAAACAUCAACGACAUCUGCGCUUGGCACUCGAUGGAUUGUAACCGUCCUGUUUCUUCCUCGUACCUAACAGCCAAAACUGCUCUGCGCAAUAUGACCGACAACCUUCGCGUAGAACUGGCGCGGAUGCACUCGAAUAUCAAAGUUAUCAGCAUCGUCGCUGAACUGGUCCAUAUUGCGAUGACGGAGAGAACUAUCAGGGAGAAGCCUCGCUUAGCUCUGCAACCCAAGGACGUAGCGGAUGCUGUUCUGAUGGUCAUUCAAACUCCCGAUACAGUUCUGAUCCGCGAUCUCGUCAUUACUCCUUUUCGCGAUAUUAUCGAGUAAAUUAUGAUAAUACUGACGAAUUAAUGCGAUUAAAAUUAUGAAAUAUAUUUUUUGAAUUUUUGUGAAACAAUUCUUGACAUCGCUCAAAUGAAUGAUUUAUUUAUUACAAAAUUAUAUGCGGCUGUCAUUUAUAUGAUUUAAAUAUAUUAAAAACCUUCAUUUAACACGUUAAUAUACAAAUAUAUAAUCAAUUACAAAUUAAAAAAAGAAUAUAGUUUCAGAAUAGUAUAAC